Messenger RNA from Ipomoea nil (Japanese morning glory), 2645 nucleotides. RefSeq lists its product as uncharacterized. The record is from RefSeq and is a predicted model, not a curated record. The transcript has 18 exons. Lineage: Eukaryota; Viridiplantae; Streptophyta; Magnoliopsida; Solanales; Convolvulaceae. The coding region runs from base 665 to 2506 and encodes 613 amino acids.
UAGGCAUCGCAUCAACAUAAAGAACCUAGCUUUGAAGCUCGAGAGCAAAGCCAUUGACAAAGAAACUGAGAAAUUAAAACUUAUAUUCACCAUUUAUUAUUACUAAAAAUACUAUUUUUAUACACGAACAUGAUAAUCCAUACAAAAACCCUCCCAUAUAUGUUCCCAAUACACCGAAUUUAUACCCUUUCGAAAAUUCGGUCCUAAUUUGAUUAGAAAACUAGAAGCAGCUCGCAUAUGCUAGGGAAGAUUCAAUUCAAGAAAUGUGGGGGCAAUUUCUAAAAUGCAUACGUGGGAGAUGUGCAAAGAAUUACUAUUGCUUUCGCUUUUUGAUUCAGGUUGAAACGCCUUCAGUUGCUACGCAGAAUCCGAGCCGAACCCAGAGCUUGGAGCGAGGGGUUUUUGCCUGGCAAGAAAAGAGAAGAGGGGGUGAGUGCAAAUCACCGCCGUGGUGAGCCUCUAAAAUCACCACAGGGUUAAAGAUUUCAGCCUCGGACCGUACACGUGCGACUCAAGUGCCGCUAUAUAGGAGAGACGUGUCUCGCGCUUUUUCUCAUAUUUUUGUGUGUUGAGAAUUGCCCAAUUGCCGGGGCUUGGGUCCAAAGAAGAGUUGUUAAUGAGAAACUGGGCGAGUUGAAAGACUCAAUCUUGACACUGAGUCGCCAUGAAAAUGGUGCUUAAGCCGAUUGUUACAAGUUCUACAAAUGGAGUCUUCCAAUUCCCUUUUCAUUCAACUCCAUCACCACAUGUCAGAAAAAGGAGCAAUUCUAUCAUAGCACAGGCCACUCCUUCCAGAACCGAGAGGAUAAUGAAAAGCAUAGCUGUAAGUGGAGAGGUGGGCGGAGCUGGUGGCGCAUACUCUUAUAAUGCUUUGAAAAGAUUGGACCAGCUUUGGUCUGACAUUUGCUCUGCUUCACAAGUAGUCACACAGGUACCAAGGCAAGUAGUUUCAACAGUGUCUGGGUCCUAUAAGGAUUCUGAACUUGGUGGAAAAUCUCUGGAGAUGUUUGAUGUGGUGGUUUGUGGAGGUACUUUGGGGAUCUUUAUUGCCACUGCAUUGAGUUCCAAAGGUCUUCGGGUCGGAAUUGUAGAAAGGAAUGUUUUGAAGGGGAGAGAACAGGAAUGGAAUAUAUCAAGGAAAGAGCUACUGGAACUGGUAGAAGCCGGUAUCUUAACAGAAGACGACAUAGAAAGGGCUGUCGCUGCCAGUUACAAUCCUAACAGAUGUGGUUUUGAAGGAAGGGGUGACAUUUGGGUCAAUGACAUUCUCAACCUCGGUAUUUCGCCCUCAAGGCUCAUACAGAUUGUGAAAGAGCGCUUUGAUUCCCUUGGAGGUGUCACUUUUGAGGGUUACAAUGUGUCUACAAUAAAUGUUUACGAGGAUGGAGUGGUUUUGCAUUUAGAUGAGGGGAAGGUUUUGUCAUCACGGCUCAUUAUUGAUGCAAUGGGGAACUUUUCUCCGAUUGUAAAACAGAUUAGACGUGGAAGGAGACCAGACGGUGUUUGCCUGGUGGUUGGUACGUGCUGUCGUGGAUUCAAAGAUAACUCUACAAGUGAUGUUAUAUUCAGCAGUGCUUCCGUCAAGGAAGCUGGAGAAUCAAAAGUGCAUUACUUUUGGGAGGCGUUUCCUGCUGGAUCAGGCUCCAUGGACCGAACUACUUACAUGUUCACUUAUGUUGACCCUCAACCUGGAUGUCCGAAACUGGAAGACUUACUUGAGGACUACUGGGACUUGAUGCCGAGCUAUCAGGGGGUGUCUCUUGACAAUCUGGAGAUCUUAAGAGUUAUAUUUGGUAUAUUCCCAACAUAUCGUGAUAGCCCGCUGCAAGCAGCGUUUGAUCGUGUUCUACAGUUUGGAGAUGCGAGUGGCAUACAGUCACCUGUUUCUUUUGGUGGUUUUGGGAGUUUGACUCGACACCUUGGUAGAUUAACUAACGGCAUAAUUGAAGCAGUUGAUGAAGAUUUUCUGGAUUCUCAGAGCUUGUCACUGUUGAAUCCUUACAUGCCCAACUUAAGUGCAUCUUGGCUAUUUCAAAGGGCAAUGUCCGCAAAGAAGCACUCUGAUGUCCCACCGGAUUUCAUUAAUGAUCUCCUGUUUUCCAAUUUCCGAAGCAUGCAGCGACUUGGGGAUCCUGUGUUGAGACCGUUCCUUCAGGAUGUUAUACAAUUCGGGCCACUAGUCAAGACACUAGGCCUAGUAAUGUUAACUAAACCUCAAAUUCUUCCAUCGAUAUUCAAGCAGGUUGGAAUUCCAGUGCUUCUCGACUGGUCUGGGCAUUUUUUCAUGCUGGGAUAUUACACGUUUCUGUCUACUUACCUCGACCCUGCAAUUAGGCCAUUGAUAGACACCUUCCCGGCCAAGAUGAGAUAUGAGUGGAAGCGGAGGCUUGAGGCCUGGAAAUAUGGAGCUGGUUUAGAUUACGAACUGGAGUGUUCAACAACACAGGAGCAAACGGGUACGAGGAAAGAUUCAUCUGACGACACUUGGAGUUCAAAUACUGUUUGAUGAGUAUAUAUUUUCGGUUCUAUUUUACGUUCACAAUGUAUCAAGUAUACAUAUAAAUUGAAUAUUCUUGUAACUAACAUUCAAUAUAAUAUACAAAAAGUUAUGAACAGUCGCUUUUAUGGAGUAGUUGUAACUAUGU